AUGCGUUCCUCCAGGCUCUGCUGCUCGUCCAGGUCGCCCACCUUUGCGCGAUGGCAGCGCAUCGGCACAUUCGCCCUGCUGGGCCUCAUCGGCAUCAUCCUAUCACUGACCUUCAUCCACCGCGGCAUCUUGCCCAUCCUCGCCUGGCUCCUUCCCGGCGCCCGCAACUUCUUCUAUGAUCUCGUCGUCUACGGCUCCUAUCCUACCGCGCAAUACGUCUCGUUUGCGCCCCGGUCUCCCGAUGGCAUCUUCGCGCGGCGGGAUGAGCGAUGUGACGACGGCAUGGUUUUCAUCGGCCCUUACGACAAAUCGGUGGAGAAUCCGGGGCCCGUGAUUCAGGACUCGAAUGGAGAGUUGGUGUGGAUGUCGGAGGACUUUGGCCAGGUGACCAACUUUCGCGUGCAGCGCUACCAAGGCGAGGAUUACCUCACCUUUUGGCAUGGCGAGAAGCACGGCUCGUCCGGCCAGGGCUCCGUCGUCAUGCUCGACUCGACUUACACCGUCGCUCACGAGCUUCACGCCGUCGGCCACGGCUUGAAAGCCGACCUUCACGAAUUCCAACUCACCGAAGAUGGAACGGCGAUCCUAUCGAUUGUCAACGACACCACCGCAGAUCUCCGAGCAAUGGGAUGGGGUCACCCGCAGGAUGGUUGGAUCACGGAUUGCAUUUUCCAGGAAGUCGACAUUGCUACAGGCCGACUUGUGUUCCAGUGGAGAGCAUCGGACCACUUCAAAGCCGAGGAUUCAUAUUAUUGGCAUCCCUUCGGCGGCUAUGUCAAGGAGAUGCCGUUUGAUUUCUACCACAUCAACAGCGUUGAGAAGGAUCCGGACGGCAACUUCCUCCUCUCCUCCCGCCACUUCCAUCACGUCCUCUACAUCAAUGGCUCCUCGGGCGAAAUCAUCUGGAUCCUCGGCGGCCAUCGCUCCACGAAUCAAUUCACCGACCUAUCCGACGGAAAGGCUACCGGCUUCCAAUGGCAGCACCACGCCCGCUGGCUCUCCUUCGAAGACAAAAUCCUCAGUCUCCUCGACAACGGCAUCGCCGGCCCGCUGCACGUCGACGCCCCUUACAGCAAGGGCCUCAUCCUCCAACUCGACACCAACAAAUUUACCGCAGAAGUCCUGCACGAGUACAUCUCGCUCGGCAAAGCGCGAGCCGCGUCGCAAGGCUCGCUGCAGCGCCUGCCCAACGGCAACAUGCUGAUCGGCUGGGGCGCCACGGCCGCCUGGUCCGAACACACAAUCGACGGCGAAGUGGUGUGCGAAGGCCACUUCGCCGCCUCCUGGAGUUUCUGGUGGGAGCGCGUGAAGAGCUAUCGCGUCUUCAAGUUCCACGGCUGGAUGGGCAAUCCCGUCUACCCUCCGAGUGCACGCCUGAAAGACGGACAACUGUACAUGAGCUGGAACGGCGCGACCGAAGUGCACUCGUGGGAACUGCACGGAGUACGGCGGCAAAGCGAGCCCAACACGAACGCCUUCGCCCCCAACACCGGCGAAAUCCGCGAGCCCGUGUUCGAAGCCAUCCAAACGCAAGAAAAGCGGCACUUCGAGCAGUCCUUCGACCUCGCGCCCUACGAGCGCGAAUUCGAGCAUUUCCGCGUCGCCGCCCUCGACGCCAACAUGCAGGUCCUCCGCGUUUCCGAGCUCGCUACCCCCGUCGAGGACUCGUACUCGGACUCCUUUGCCGUCGUCACGGCGAUCUGCGCUUCGGUCGUCAUCCUCGCGGGCAUUUUGUGGCUUCUGAAUUGGUGGACUCGACAGGGGCCCGAGAGCGCGUGGGUGCGGUGGGCGGGGGCCAAGGCGCCCUCGCUGUUUGGGAGGGAGUAUCGGUAUAGUAAACUUUAG
This is a messenger RNA of Neohortaea acidophila, 1845 nucleotides long. RefSeq names its product ASST-domain-containing protein. The coding region runs from base 1 to 1845 and encodes 614 amino acids. The transcript has a single exon. Lineage: Eukaryota; Fungi; Ascomycota; Dothideomycetes; Mycosphaerellales; Teratosphaeriaceae. The record is from RefSeq and is a predicted model, not a curated record.